CUUGCGCAUGCGCAUGUGCAUACCGAACACGUGCUAUUUUUGCGGCUUGGUUGUGCAAUCAUCCUUUCCUUACCACACGUACACGUACAGUGCAAUUACAUUUCACUAAAGGCGUAAAAAGUAUCCGUCAAGAUGGUGAACUUCACUAUAGACCAAGUCCGUGAAAUCAUGGACAAACGGGCAAACAUUCGUAACAUGUCCGUGAUUGCUCAUGUGGAUCACGGCAAGUCCACUCUCACUGACUCCCUUGUCAGCAAGGCCGGAAUCAUCGCUGGAAGCAAAGCGGGAGAGGCGCGGUUUACUGACACCAGAAAAGAUGAGCAGGAGAGAUGUAUCACCAUCAAGUCAACUGCCAUCACCCUCUACUACGAGUUGUCUGAGAAGGACAUGUCCUUUAUCACUCAAGAAACGGACGGCACUGGUUUCCUCAUCAAUCUCAUCGAUUCCCCCGGACACGUUGAUUUCUCCAGUGAGGUUACAGCUGCCCUGCGUGUGACCGACGGAGCUCUGGUUGUGGUGGACUCAGUGAGCGGUGUGUGCGUACAGACAGAGACAGUUUUACGUCAAGCCAUUGCUGAGAGGAUCCGACCAGUAGCUUUUCUCAACAAGAUGGACCGUGCCUUGCUUGAGCUUCAACUCGAACAAGAAGAUCUCUACCAAACCUUUCAAAGAAUCAUCGAGAGUUUAAACGUCAUUGUGGCCACUUACGCUGACGAGGAUGGACCAAUGGGAAACAUUCAGGUGGACCCAUCCAGAGGUACUGUGGGAUUUGGAUCAGGGCUUCAUGGUUGGGCUUUCACGCUCAAACAGUUUGCCGAGAUCUACGCUGACAAAUUCAAGAUUGAAGUACCCAAACUCAUGAAGAGGCUGUGGGGAGAUCAGUUCUUCAACGCCAAGGAGAAGAAAUGGAACAAAGUAGGGGGAGAGGGUUAUGUGAGAGGUUUCUGUCAGUUUAUCCUGGACCCUAUAUUCAAGGUUUUCAGCGCCAUCAUGGGCUUCAAGAAAGAGGAGACUGCCAAGCUCCUUGUCAAGCUCAACAUCAAACUAGACGCAGAUGACAGGGAGAAAGAGGGGAAACCCCUUCUCAAGACUGUGAUGAGGAAAUGGCUGCCUGCUGGAGAUGCCCUCCUACAAAUGAUAACCAUGCAUCUCCCCUCACCCAUCACGGCUCAGAAAUACCGUAUGGAGAUGCUGUACGAGGGUCCCUUUGACGACCCCUGCGCCCUGGGCAUUAAGAACUGUGACCCAAAAGCUCCCCUCAUGAUGUACAUCAGUAAGAUGGUACCCACCACUGACAAGGGACGUUUCUAUGCCUUCGGACGUGUGUUCUCUGGUACCGUGUCAACAGGAAUGAAGACUCGUAUCAUGGGACCCAACUUUGUGCUAGGAAAGAAGGAUGACCUCUACAUUAAGCCCAUCCAGAGGACAGUGUUGAUGAUGGGCCGCUACAUUGAGCCUAUUGAUGAUGUGCCCUGCGGUAACAUCGUUGGCCUUGUGGGCGUCGACCAAUACCUCGUUAAAACUGGGACUAUCUCCACAUAUGACCAGGCUCACAAUCUCAAGGUCAUGAAAUUCAGUGUGUCUCCUGUGGUUCGUGUUGCUGUGGAAGCCAAGAAUCCGAGUGACCUCCCCAAGCUAGUGGAGGGCCUCAAACGAUUGGCCAAGUCCGAUCCUAUGGUCUUGUGUAUCAUUGAGGAGAGUGGAGAGCAUAUCGUUGCAGGUGCUGGUGAGCUUCAUCUGGAGAUCUGUCUUAAGGAUCUAGAGGAAGACCACGCUUGUAUCCCCCUCAAGAAGAGUGACCCUGUAGUCUCGUACAGAGAGACAGUUAGUGCAGAGUCUUCUCGGGUCUGCCUCUCCAAGUCACCCAACAAACACAACAGGCUCUUCAUGAAGGCCGCGCCCCUUGAGGAUGGUCUAGCAGAGGACAUUGAGGAUGGGAAAGUGCACCCGCGAGAUGAGCCUAAGGUCAGAGGUCGUUUCCUUGCCGAUACAUACAAGUGGGACAUCAACGAGGCUAGAAAAAUAUGGAGUUUCGGUCCCGAUGGUACUGGCCCUAAUUUGCUCGUGGAUGUGACUAAAGGGGUACAGUAUCUCAACGAAAUCAAGGACUCCAUGGUCGCUGGGUUCCAAUGGGCUGCCAAAGAGGGAGUUUUGUGUGAGGAGAACUUAAGAGCCGUACGGUUCAACGUCCAUGAUGUCACUCUCCACACUGAUGCUAUCCACAGGGGGGGUGGUCAAAUCAUUCCAACAACACGUCGUGUUCUCUACGCCUGCAUGCUGACUGCUACUCCAAGAAUGAUGGAGCCUAUUUAUCUCGUUGAGAUCCAGUGCCCAGAGGCGGCUAUUGGAGGUAUCUAUAAAGUGUUGAAUCGUCGCCGUGGUCACAUAACCGAAGAAGGACAAGUUGCCGGUACACCCAUGUUCUUGGUGAAAGCUAACCUUCCCGUCAGCGAGUCGUUUGGAUUUACUGCUGAUCUUAGGUCCAACACGGGAGGGCAAGCCUUCCCCCAAUGUGUGUUUGAUCAUUGGGAAGUCAUGGACAACGACCCCUACGUCGAAAAAUCGAAGUCAUACACUGUGGUGACAGACACAAGAAAACGCAAGGGCCUCAAAGAGGGUAUCCCCCCAUUGGAUAAUUACCUCGACAAGAUGUAAAAUAUAAAUUAAAACUGUUAUGGAAACAAUCAGUAGGGAAAUGAUAAUAAUUAUUAUAAUUAUUGUAUUGUAAAGUGAACAAAAAUAAUAUUAAUGCAGAUUA
This is a messenger RNA of Halichondria panicea, 2758 nucleotides long. Its product is annotated as elongation factor 2b-like. The transcript is spliced from 19 exons. Gene Ontology annotation, molecular function: ribosome binding; translation elongation factor activity; GTPase activity. Bases 133 to 2655 code for a protein of 840 amino acids. Lineage: Eukaryota; Metazoa; Porifera; Demospongiae; Suberitida; Halichondriidae. The record is from RefSeq and is a predicted model, not a curated record. Gene Ontology annotation, cellular component: cytosol; ribonucleoprotein complex. Gene Ontology annotation, biological process: translational elongation.